Molecule: messenger RNA, 1008 nt
Organism: Ophidiomyces ophidiicola
Lineage: Eukaryota; Fungi; Ascomycota; Eurotiomycetes; Onygenales; Onygenaceae
Exons: 1
Coding region: 1-1008 (335 amino acids)
Molecular function (GO): oxidoreductase activity
Source: RefSeq, a predicted model, not a curated record
AUGACGGCUUCUAUCCCUGCCACUACCCGUGCCAUCUUACACAAGCCCGAAGAUGAUACGCUGAAUAUUAUCACCCGCCCUGUAGCAAUGCCCAACUUCGAAGCAGACGAACACCUCAUUCGCGUACACGCCACUGCUCCAUGUGCUGGUGAACUCACUUGGUGGAAAUUCGGUAUCUCCAAGCCCGCCUCUGAUCACGUUCCUGGUCAAGAUAUAGCCGGUAUAGUGGUCCUUGCCCCUCCAAACUCGCAAUUCAAACCCGGUGAUGCCGUCUACGCCCGAAUCCCCUGGGACCGACCGGGUGCAUUGCAGGACUAUACGAUUGUUUUUGGCUCCGAACUAGCGCAGUCUCCAAAAAACUUGGACUUUACAAAUGCUGCGACUGUGCCAAUGAGCGCACUAACGGCGUGGCAGGCCAUUUUCGACAAGGCUGGGUACUCAGGGCCCGAUGACGAGAUGAUUAAGGGGAAAACUUUGGCUAUCACUGCUGCGAGUGGGAAUGUGGGGAUGUGGGCCGUACAGCUGGCAAAGAUUGCCGGAUUUCAGAAGAUUGUCGGAACCUACGGGGGUGGUGAAGGGAUUGCGUCGCUGCUAAAAGAGCUGGGCGCAACGGAUUUGAUUGACUAUAAGAAAAGCAGUUUUGCGGAAUGGGUAUCUCAGGAUCCGAGGAAUAGGAAAAUUGAUGUUGUGUUUGACUGCUUUGGAAAAAGUGCACUAGCUGAUGCUUGGAGUGUUGUAAAGAACGGCGGACGUCUUAUCAGUGUGUGCGAGCCUCCAGAGACGCGAAAACCUGCCAAUUGUGAGGCAAAGGACGUGAUGAAUCUUUUUUUUGUGAUGGAUUCCAAACGUGGCAAGGACCUAGCACGAGUUACAGAAUUGUUGGAGAGUGGUAAGUGCCGGGCAUUCCUGGACUCAAUCUACGACUUCAGUGAUUUUCGAAAAGGGUUUGAAAGGGUCGAGGGCCGGCAUGCGAGAGGAAAGGUUAUUAUAAAGGUCAAUGAGAACUGA